Molecule: messenger RNA, 3371 nt
Organism: Vombatus ursinus (common wombat)
Lineage: Eukaryota; Metazoa; Chordata; Mammalia; Diprotodontia; Vombatidae
Gene: PARD6B
Product: par-6 family cell polarity regulator beta
Exons: 3
Coding region: 24-1136 (370 amino acids)
Biological process (GO): establishment or maintenance of cell polarity; centrosome cycle; regulation of cellular localization
Cellular component (GO): cell cortex; nucleus; apical plasma membrane
Molecular function (GO): protein kinase C binding
Source: RefSeq, a predicted model, not a curated record
CAGUCCGCUCCCCCGCGCUCACCAUGAACCGGGCUCACCGGCACGGCGCGGGCAGCGGCUGCCUGGGCACCAUGGAGGUGAAGAGCAAGUUUGGAGCAGAAUUUCGUCGAUUUUCUCUGGAACGAUCUAAACCUGGAAAAUUUGAGGAGUUUUAUGGAUUACUACAGCAUGUUCAUAAGAUACCCAAUGUUGAAGUUUUAGUAGGCUAUGCAGAUAUUCAUGGAGACUUACUGCCUAUAAAUAAUGAUGAUAACUAUCAUAAAGCUGUUUCAACGGCCAAUCCACUGCUUAGGAUUUUUAUACAAAAAAAAGAAGAAGCAGACUACAGUGCCUUUGGAACAGAUACGCUAACAAAGAAGAAGAAUGUCUUGACAAAUGUAUUACGUCCUGAUUACCAUAAAAAGAAACCAAACAUUGUUAUUAGUAUGCCACAAGACUUUAGACCGGUAUCUUCCAUUAUAGAUGUGGAUAUUCUCCCAGAAACACAUCGAAGAGUUCGUCUUUAUAAAUAUGGAACAGAAAAACCACUAGGAUUCUAUAUCCGUGAUGGCUCUAGUGUAAGAGUCACACCACAUGGCCUAGAAAAGGUACCGGGGAUUUUCAUAUCCAGGCUUGUUCCAGGUGGUCUGGCUCAGAGUACUGGCUUACUUGCAGUUAAUGAUGAGGUUUUAGAAGUUAAUGGAAUAGAAGUUUCGGGGAAAAGUCUUGAUCAAGUUACAGACAUGAUGAUUGCAAACAGCCGUAACCUGAUUAUAACUGUAAGACCUGCAAACCAGAGAAAUAACGUUGUUAGGAAUAGUCGGACUUCGGGCAGCUCAGGUCAGUCUACUGAUAACAGCCUUAUCAGUUACUCGCCACAUAUUGAGACAAAUUUUGAUCCUAAAGAUGAAGAGAGUGAUGAAGAAGACAUAAUUAUUGAAGAUAAUGGAAUGCCCCAGCAAAUACCCAAGGCAGUUCCUAUGGCUGGGAGCUUAGAAUCACUAACACAAAUUGAACUGAGUUUUGAGUCAGCACAGAAUGGUUUUAUUCCUAAUGAUGUGAAUUUACAGCACACAAGUGGCGCAAAGAUGGAACAUGAAACACAUGCUUCAGAUCAGAAGCCAUUAGAAGAAGAUGGAACAAUUAUAACAUUAUGAUAUUUGUAGAGUGGCUUCCUAAAAUGAAGGUGCCAUAGAACUUUACAUUUGGCUGUUCAAAAACAUAUGUACCUCUGUACCAGUGACAUAAAGUGUAUAUGCAAAAAUAAUGAAGCUUUAAAAUGUUAGUUUAAUUUUCUGGCUAAUGUAAAUAACCGUUGUGGAUUGGAGGUGAAUUUGAGACUAGAAUUUAAGGAGCAUUUAGAAGUGAAAUUAUAAACUUGCUUAUUCUGUCUGUAAAGAAUACUAUUAUAGUAAAGGGGUACGUUUUCAGUACUGCAAGAUGAAUUAGAUCAUUUCCAGUUGAAGUGGUUAUAUAUUUAACCUGCCACGCAGAGCCCAGUCAAAUUAUUCUACAUUAAUGCUCUUAGCUACAGUCUUCUGAUUCUAAUGUGAAAGUCUGAUUCCAUCUCCUUUUGGUAUCUUUAGGACCAGUUCUCUUCUCUUGGUUUACAGUAUUUUAUGACUUUGAUUUCUUGCAUUAUGCUUAUUUUGCUAAUUGCAACACAAUGUUUUAUGUGAACUUUCAAAGAAUCAAAAUAAUCAACAGCUUUCAAAAAUUGUAUACCUUAUUUAUGAAUCAUAGAAGUGAUUCCUGAAUGUAGUGAAGGUUUGUGAAAGUUGUUUUAAGAUGGUACUCACACAUACCAUACCUUAUAAAAUUACUGACGCUUAGUCCACAUGGUUGUAACCUGAUGUCUUAGAGGGAAUCUUAAGACAAUUCCUUUUUACCACUUCUCAUGAAAAAAAACUUUGUUUCUCUUUGUGUUGGUGUACAUUUGUGCCUUUUAAAUGUAAUGUGAAUUUUCAUGGGUAUAAUAUGCACUUGGAUUAAGAGAAGAGAACUUACAUACAUGUAGGACAAACUUGUGCACUUUUAUAUAAAGAUUUUUAGUUUUCACCUAAUGGUAUUGAUCUCUGGAUUAUGGAAACUGCCUACACUUUAGGACAAAUUAUGCAUGGCAAAUGUAUUCACAUUAAUUUUAUGAGAGGAUAUUUAUUGCUUUAACACAAGCAUCCAAAUAGAACUAGUAACGCUGCUAACUUUCAUUCUUUGCUUAAUUUUUUUUGUAUUUAUAAUUGUCAUGUGCAUGAACACUGUAUAUAGAAGUUAAGGCUAUUAUAAAAGAAGUGCAUGUUUCCUUUUACUUAUGACUUAAGGACACAUUCCCCAAACUAAUUAUUUAUUAAUUAACUUUAUAAUGGGAUUAGUGUGAAUGGCUUUAUAAUGUGUGAUGUUAAAAUGAAGAAUUAAAUGACUCCAUUUUGAAGGAUUUAUAUAUAGUAAAAUUAUGUGAAGAAUGAAAGUAUUGCUAAAAUACUGAAUACCUAACACAGGAUACUUAAGUGUAUUUUGUUUAUAAUACCACUAAAAUAAUUCUGACUGCACAGCAUUAUGUAAUACUAGGUUUUAUACUCUAGUUCUUUUUAAAUUCACUGGAGUUCUUCCAUUCAUAUUCUACUGUUAUUUUUUUAAGCAACUUUGGAAUGGAAUAAUAAUAAAAAGAGUUAGCACAUAGAUUGUUCAAUUGUUUUAUAUGUUAAUGGUGCAGGGGUUCAAGUUAAGCUUUUAAAAUUUAAACACUAGCCUUUCAUACACUACCUCUUAAUUUUUUAUUUUACAAAGUUAACGUCUUUAUGCUUUUUCUUGGAGAAAUUCAGGAAUUCAUACAAUUUUUAAACAAUCCAAAUUUAGUUUUGUCAAAAAAAAAAUUUCCAAUUUUCCAAAAAUGGAAAGUCAAAGCUGCUAGCACAUUUUUUUAAACUAAUUAUCUUGUUUAAGGAUAUAGAUAAACUUGAUUUUCAACCAGACUUCUGUAAAUUAAAGAUACAGUAAUAGGAAAAUGAUUUAUUUUUAAAGAUAUAAAAAAUUAUUUCUUUGUUAUUACAUUAAUAAAAUGACAAUUCAUUGGUGGUCUAAACAGAUUACUUCAAGUGCAUCUUAUUAAUACAUAGCACACUGUGUGGAUUUAGAACUAAAUAAGUUUUCUAAAGUUAUUUUUCUCCUAUAAUACUAAAAGAGAUAAACCGAACUGUGAAAUUUAUGUUCUGUAUCUUAACAAAGUUUAGGACAGUGUUCUCGUGAACUGUCAACAAAAUAAUGUACUUUGGUGAAUAUUAUGAAUUUUCUAAUUAAAUUUUACAUGCUAUGUGAUUUUUACAUGAAUGAGACUUGUAUAAACUAUUAAAUGUCAGUAUUUUUACUACAACUUUAAUAUAAAAUGUACAUUGAUA